AUGUUUUCCGGUUCUGAAAAGUCGCACGAGCUGGACAAGUCUCUGGCAAAUGAGGCAGGAAUGUCGGAUCACAUAUCGCAUGUUGGCGACUAUGAAGCCCAUGGCGCUGGACACGGUGAUCGUGCACAUCUCAAGUCUCGGCACCUGAUGAUGAUUGCGCUUGGAGGUUGUAUUGGCACGGCAUUCCUGGUUGGCACCGGGCGAACCUUGGCCAGAGGCGGUCCAGCACUGACAUUUGCUGCAUUUGUCGUCAUCUGUUCAUUCGUUUGGGUCUUUUCUACUCUUCUUUUCGAAAUGGCCGCGUACAUCCCGUUACGGGGCGCGUCAACCGAUCACUUUACCACGCGGUUUCUAUCCAAGUCAUUUGGCUUUGCCAUGGGCUGGAACUACUGGUACGCGUAUGCUAUUUUGGUUCCUUUCGAAGUUACCGUUGCGGCGUUGGUUAUCCAAUAUUGGAAUCCGCCCGUCCACGACGCCGUGUUCAUUACAAUUCUCCUCGUUAUCAUCAUUGGGUUGAACUUUAUGCCUGUGGCAAGUUCUGGAGAGGCAGAAUUCGCAUUUUCCACCCUCAAGCUCGCUCUAUUGGUUGGGUUGAUUAUUCUGUCGAUUAUCCUCGCCGCUGGCGGCGGACCGUCAGGAGAACGCAUCGGAUUCAGAUACUGGCAUGAUCCUGGUGCGGCAAAUGAGUGGAUUCUGAAAGGCAGCAAGGGCGUGUUUAUCAGUCUUUUGGGUGCGAUCGUGAAUGCUGUUCUACCGCUCUCCUUUGCUGCGGAAAUGGUGGCCACAUGUGGCGGCGAGACGAAGAACCCUCGAAAGACAAUCCCGGCAGCAGCAAAGGCGUUUAUUGUCCGCCUCUCAUUUUUCUAUGUACUUUCAGUCCUCGCAGUCACUUUAACCUGCCCAUCAAACGCGCCAGAACUUACAUCCGGGGGCGCAGGCGCCGGCGCAUCUCCAUUUGUGGUUGGUAUCAAAACCGCCGGCAUCAAGGUCCUCGAUCACAUUGUCAACGGCGUCAUCCUCAUUUCUGCGUGGUCAGCCGGCAAUAUUUACAUGUAUCUUGCCUCGCGAUCCAUCUACUCCCUAGCCAUCGCGGGCAACGCGCCAAAGAUAUUCGCCAAGACGAAUCGUUGGGGCGUUCCGUAUUGGAGCGUGACCAGCUGUGCUGUCAUAUCUCUCCUGGCAUAUCUAAAUGUCAGCUCCAGUGCAGGGGUUGUCUUCAACUGGCUGGUCAACAUGAUCAACAUGGCCGCCUUUUUCUCAUGGAUUACCGUUUCUUUUGCCUAUUUACGAUUCCGCAAAGCCCUCGACGUUCAAGGGAUUGACCGCUCGACUCUGCCGUAUGUGUCGGUUUGCGGGAAGCCUGGUGCCUGGGCGUGUAUGAUAUUCUUCACCAUUAUUGGUCUCCUCAAUGGAUUCUAUGUCUUCUUUCCCUCGGAGUGGAGUACUUCGGAUUUCAUGACGGCAUACGUGGGUACACUGUUGUUUGUAGUGCUUUACUUUGGGCAUAGAUUCACUUAUGGCCGCAAGGAUAAAUGGUUGAUUCCUUCGGAGAGUGUUGAUUUGGCCACUGGUACGGAAGAAAUUAGCGACGCGUUGGUCCAUGAGGCGUCUAAGCCCUCGGUGUUUGCGAAGAUGAAGGAGAGAGUGCACCGUAGAUCAUAG
Molecule: messenger RNA, 1662 nt
Organism: Pochonia chlamydosporia 170
Lineage: Eukaryota; Fungi; Ascomycota; Sordariomycetes; Hypocreales; Clavicipitaceae
Product: proline permease PrnB
Exons: 3
Coding region: 1-1662 (553 amino acids)
Biological process (GO): amino acid transmembrane transport
Cellular component (GO): membrane
Molecular function (GO): amino acid transmembrane transporter activity
Source: RefSeq, a predicted model, not a curated record